Molecule: messenger RNA, 333 nt
Organism: Closterium sp. Naga37s-1
Lineage: Eukaryota; Viridiplantae; Streptophyta; Zygnematophyceae; Desmidiales; Closteriaceae
Source: the annotation of a GenBank genome assembly
AUGGUACCCGAUUUACUGGCUGUCUUUGAACUUAUCUUGCUCGUGAAAGCAGCAGUUUCACUGGUCAGUCACCGGCACCUUCAAACUCACAUCAAUCUCUGGAGGAGACAGUUUCUUGUACGGCAGGAGGUCAAGCACGCGGUCAAGGCCAUCAUUGAGGAGGCUAAUCGCCGCAUCGUGCCCCAAGGCACAUUGGAGGUGUUUGUGGCGCUAAGGCCGCGUCUAUCAGGCAGCAACAAGAACCUCAUCAUCCCCGCCGUGAACACCAUCGCCAACCUCGCAGUCGCCAUGGGCGCGCCAGUGGACAAGCACAGCUGCAGGGUGGUGUUGUGA